AUGAGUGAUGACCAUGACCUCCUACUUUUUACUCAUAAUCAUACGCAUAAUAAUGGAUUUUCUCUAAUUAAAGUCAAUGAAGAAUUCCUAGCGUUAGCAUUUUUCAAUCGGAAAGGUGGAAGAAAAAAAAAAUCUAUUGAUGUUCCUAGUACAUAUCGAAUCGAACUUAAACCCAGUCAUAUGAUGAAAGAUAUUAAAUUGGAAAAAAGGAAAGAAAAUAAUGAAAUGUAUAAUCUUUUUGUAAUUCCAAGAGAAUCAGAAGCCUGUAAUAUUUAUUACAAAGCUGGAACUUAUGAAGAAAAACUUUUAGUUGAAAUAGAAGUUCAUAAUUUUUUCGAAACGUUAAACGAUUAA
Molecule: messenger RNA, 354 nt
Organism: Dentiscutata heterogama
Lineage: Eukaryota; Fungi; Glomeromycota; Glomeromycetes; Diversisporales; Gigasporaceae
Source: the annotation of a GenBank genome assembly